Molecule: messenger RNA, 1209 nt
Organism: Prorocentrum cordatum
Lineage: Eukaryota; Dinophyceae; Prorocentrales; Prorocentraceae
Source: the annotation of a GenBank genome assembly
GAUUGCUACUGCCAGUGUGGACACAAGGUCCAGCUGUGGUCGCCAUGGAACGACACGGCCAAGGGCCGCGCAUGCCCAGGCACGACGACGAAUGACAAACAGAUGCGCGACCUCCUCAAGGCCGCAGAUCACCCGACGGCGGUGGCAGAGGCGAUCAAAUCAUCGCUGCAGGCUCAGGCGAAGAAGCCACCGCCGACUGAGGCGUGGGAGGCUGUUCAGAAGGCUAAGCAGGAGCUGCGCAGGGCGGAGCAGGCCUCUCAGAGAGCGGCUGCGGUGGUGCUUCGGGUCCGCACCGACCUCGAGACGGCCUCUGAGGCGCACGCGGCGAAGAUCGAGGAGCUGGCUGCGGCGGAGACGGCGAACAAUCUUAUCAUUCAUUACGACAUAUUCGAGACCGCGGGCCCUGCCGACAUGGACGAGGGCGAGAGGAAUACCUUCUUGGAGUACAAGAAGCAGUUCGACGCGGCUCGGCCCCAGCUCGAGUCAGCGGUGCAGAAGCUGCAAAACCUCAUGGAGUCCAUCCAGCGGUUCGACCAGGAUCGAGCUGCCAAGGGGAGGCGGGGCCAGGAGGUGGCGGACUCGGGGGCCCCCGAGCCUGCAGCCGUCGGUGCGGCCACGCCUGCGGCCGCCCCCCCGCCUGCCAAGGCGGCGACCCCCCCUCCUGCCGACGGUGAGCGCUUCAAGUCCUUGGUUGCCCAGUCGAUCCGCCAGGCCGCUGAGGCGGAGCAGGCUCAUCCCGUUGCGUCCGAGCCUGCAUUGGAGGCCCAGCUGUUCUUCGCGAGCGUCAUUGAAUGGGGCCCGCGGGUGGAGAGAUGGGUGGCUUCGUCUGGGAAGAGCUACCAGGUUUUGGCGAUGGUCGAGACGCGCAUCUCUCAGGCCAAGCAGCUGCAGGAGUUUCUCAAGCUUGAUGAGGGCGACUGGCUUUCCUCGAUGUGCUAUGCGGUCCCGACGGGCCUCUCGGCUGAAGGCGCGACGGGGGGCAAGAUGGUGCUAGCUCGUAACUCGGUUGCCGCCGCCACCUUUGACGCCGUGCGCCGGCAGAGCCGACAGUGGUAUGCAGUUGACCCCUGUCGCGGCUUUGCCCUCGUGUCUUGGCAUCGCAAGACAGGGGGCCUCGUGGUCAUUGCGUUCUACAUUGAGCCGCGUGACUCGAUCGCGGGACCAGCGCACGAGCGCAUGGUAGCGCUCACGGCCUUAUUGAACAUGUUG